AUGGCAACCCCCGACCACAGCCGCUGGAAAGCCAUCGGCUGUCUCUUCUGCACGCACACCACCACUGGCUACCGCGCCGCCACCCUCCAGCGUAGACUCCACACCCACUUUAGUGCCUUCAGCGUCCCCAGAGUCCCUUUCAACCAUGACACCGGCUCCUUCUGGGAGCGCAACCGUCACCAGCCCAAUUUCCGCCCUGUCGGGCAUGCGCAGUCGCAACCCGCCAACGGUGGUAAGCGGCCAGUAAACAGAGUGUGCGUGGACGAGUUCCACCACGUGGGGAUUAUCGCAGCGCUGUACAGUGCGCAGGGCGGGCGGGCGGCGGUGUUAGGGACGGUGAGUGAGAUACGGGCGUACCCGUGGGCGGAGGGGCUGAUGGAACCGGUGUGGAGCCACGAUGAGAUUAAGGCGUUCGUAGUGCGGCAGUUUGGAAAGGUGGCGGCGAUGGAGCUGUUGGAGGAGUUGCAUAUACUGAAACACUUGUGCAAAACACCCAUCCCCAGUGCAUGGUGGGAGGAAAAGGUAAUGCAGGCAGUGGCCCUGGUGAAAAUAAGUGUCAAGAGCCCCUCUCGUGGGGUUGAGGUCAUCUGCAUCAAUGACUUCAUCAACGAUACCCUUUACCAGGCCCAUAAGCUGUGCAAGGCAAUGGGAUGCUUCGACUCCAAAUCCGAGGCGUUCCCUGGCACCCUAGGAGGAACCGAGAUAGACAUGACCAAAUACCCAUACGUCUACGGCUACAAGCCUCAGCCAAAGCAAAACAUGGCACCAAUAAAAGCCCCUGAGAUCAUGACCACGGGACCGACGAGCGACAAUAUUUUCAAGCCUAUGCCGUCCAAAACGUGCUCGGGGAAAUACCUACUCCCGGAGGUGGAAUAUGGUCUAGACAGAUACGAGGAUGAUGAGGAACCAAAAUACACUCCCCCAGACCCUGUGGUCCCAAAUCCCCGACAGAUGCUGCAGUAUGUUCUGAAGCCUACCCAGCCCCCCAUUGUAAAUAAGAAGCCGGAGAUGCCCAAGGUCUUCAUUAUCAAGAAGAAGAGAAAAUUGCCGCCCACAAUGAAGACCGAGCCCGGAAUCAAGGCGGAACAAAGGGAGCCAGGGGCCUUGAUGCAGCCUGUCAUCAAGAAAGAAAAGAUUACCGGCGAGGGGCACAUCAAGAAGGAGAACACGAGGGUGGGUCCUGUGCAGUCGCUGGUGGUGAAUGCUGUGCUGCCUCCAGUGGUGAGGGGGGCAGGACCUAAUGGUGCUUGUGAUGGGAAUAUCGGGAAACCGAAGAACGGGGCAGUGUUUACGGGAAAGAGUAUCUUUCUGAAGAGCGAAGCGAGGUUAGACAGCCUCUUUAAGCCGAAGAGUGAAACAGUAUCUACUGGAAAGGGUCUCUUUAAGCCGAGAAGCGAGGGUGCAUCUGGUGGGCAGAGUCUCUUUACGCCAGCCCCUAGGAAUGAGGAGAAGAGGGUUAAUGGUAAGCUGGAUAGAAAAGAGCAGAGCUCAAGGGGUAAUAAGAUGUUUACGAACGCUGUGUUUGUGGAUAUCACUUCGGACUGA
Molecule: messenger RNA, 1545 nt
Organism: Morchella importuna
Lineage: Eukaryota; Fungi; Ascomycota; Pezizomycetes; Pezizales; Morchellaceae
Exons: 4
Coding region: 1-1545 (514 amino acids)
Source: RefSeq, a predicted model, not a curated record